GAAUGCAAGAAUAUUAAAAUGAUGGAAAAAGGGGUUAACAUAUAAAAUAUAACAAGAUCUUCAUUUACCCUGAUGGUAAAAAUAUGAAGGGGAUUAUAAAGACGACAAAAAGCAUUGUUAUGGAGAAUAUAGAUGGAUGGUCUAUUGGAGAUGUAAUUGCAUUAUUAUAUAAUUAGAAAACAAAGGAUAAAUUUAUAAAUGAGCGAUUUAGAGUCAUUUUAUUUUAUUAAAAGAAAUGA
Paramecium octaurelia is the source of this 239-nucleotide messenger RNA. The record is from the annotation of a GenBank genome assembly. NCBI's taxonomy places the organism in Eukaryota, Ciliophora, Oligohymenophorea, Peniculida, Parameciidae.